AUGCCUAGUCUCUUUGAAAGGGUCGGUCGUGGAAAUGACUAUACUGUCCACAAUGUCAUCGCUUCCGACCCACUCGAUUUAGACAAACCCCAGGAGGUCAAAGGCGUCCGGAUGGGAAUCGUAGAGUUUAGGGCCAGCACUGAUAUUCAACGACGGCAAGGCUGGAUGAGAGCUGCAGAAUUCGAUCACCCCCCAUUCCUCCAAAGAUUACCAGGCUGGAAUACUCGAAAUUACAAUAAGCUCGGAUUUGAGGCUAUACAUGUAAACAGUCCGGACUACUCCCCUGGAAAUAGAAGCUUGAUACCGACAUAUGUUAUUCUUCCUCAUGAUGCAGUGAUACCUUCACGCGCAGAAUUUUUCAAGAUGACGGAAGUUGUGGUUAGGUUUAUACCACCUACCAAAGUUCCGGGACGUUGUUCAGAAUUAGCAAGCUUGACAGGAAGAUGGUCCCAGGCUGAUGGAAUCCUUAUUUUUCGGCACGACCUGGGUCCGUGGAUGUAUACUCAUGGGUAUGAUGUGCGACAUUAUAAGGAUGGGGAACCUGCGAUUGAAGGUCUCUAUUUUUGGGAUUCUGCAUCAACUUUCGGGAAAGUUACCCGCAGGUUUUGA
Botrytis fragariae is the source of this 609-nucleotide messenger RNA. RefSeq lists its product as uncharacterized. Lineage: Eukaryota; Fungi; Ascomycota; Leotiomycetes; Helotiales; Sclerotiniaceae. The coding region runs from base 1 to 609 and encodes 202 amino acids. The record is from RefSeq and is a predicted model, not a curated record. The transcript is spliced from 2 exons.